CAAAAUGCUAACAACACAGAAAGCUAACAUCACAGAAGGCUAACACCAAAGCUUAAGAUCAUAGCUGUGCCCGUCGUUUUAGCACAUCAAAGCCCAGUUUUAAAAUUGGAGGAAUUACCCAGGAUAUGACAAAGUAUUUCCACUUCAUAGCUGUGUUUUAGAGGCUUGGCGACGGCCAUAGCAAUGACACUUGAAGGAUUCUCCAGGCUACCAAUGCGUUUGUCCUCUAAGAAGUGUCUUGGACUGCUUGUGAUUAGUGGCUCCCUGCUGGUAGUGCUUUUUAACACGUGGAGCCCUACAGCUCUCUCGGCAGUUGACCUACGGCCCGGGCACAACGUUGGAAUGGAGACCGUCAUCAUGGAGAAACUUCAAGACCUCUUGAAUAAAUAUAAUGAUAUUUCCUAUCAUAUAAAGGAAGAUGUGGCAUGUCUUUUGAGAAGAAAUUCAUGUGAAUGUGUGGCUGAUAAGGAGACCGUUAAGAUGCCUCUUUCCAGUCUGCUGUUCCCACGCGUGAAGGCGCGCAACUUGGGCCAGGUCUUCUUACAAUCACACCCGGACCCCUCAGGUGUGAAGCGUCACAGAGCUGAAGAGUACAACAGUUUUCAGAAAAGGUCCUCCAGUCCUGCGGAUGUGCUUAUUGUGAACGAGGGCAAUAGUCCCCUUCAAUAUCCCUCCCAGGGUGUUGCAGUGCGACCCCUCAAAACAAUCAUCAUUCCAGGUUUGGGGCUUGUUGAAAAAGCAAGAUCCAACCAUACGGUAUAUUUGACAGCAACUUUAGGAACUUUUGAUGUCGCCGCUACAGUGGAUAUGGUCUCGGUUAAGGGAGAAGGAGAGAAGCAUAUGAUGCUCUCGAGUCCUGUUCUCGCUGCGCUGAACAGGCAGCUGCAGUUUGUCACCUACACAAACACUGUGUUCCAUCCCAGAACAGCAGACACAGUUCAGUUUGCAAAUGAAGGUCAUCGGUCAUUUUUCACCAUAAAAGUCGGACAUGCCACUAUCCCGAGACUUUACAGCUCUGGAUAUGCAAAAGAGACCAAUAUCAGUGCCCUUGUUACCAUUGUGACAAAGACCUUUCUACGCUAUGAUAAACUCCAAGAUCUUAUCGCCAGCAUAAGGCAAUAUUAUCCAAACGUCACCAUUGUGAUAGCUGACGAUAAUGAGCACCCGCAACAGGUGAAGGGACCGCACAUUGAACAAUUCAUUAUGCCAUUUGGAAAGGGUUGGUUUGCGGGGCGAAAUUUGGCAGUGUCCCAGGUGAGCAGCAAAUAUGUUCUCUGGGUGGAUGAUGAUUUCCUCUUCACUGCAAACACCAAGCUGGAAAAGAUGGUUGAUAUCCUGGAGAAGACCAGCCUAGAUCUGGUUGGGGGUGCGGUUCGAGAGAUAACAGGUUGGACUACAACCUUCCGCCAUACCAUUUCUGUGGAAGAGGGGGGAGAGGAUGGAGACUGUAUACAUAUCAGGCGUGGAUACCACCACGAUAUUGAGGGAUUUGCCAAUUGCGUGGUCGCUGAUGCUGUCAUCAACUUCUUCAUGGGGAGGACUGACAAAGUGCAGCAGGUUGGCUUUGACCCCCGCCUAGCUCGCCGUGGCCACCUGGAGUUCUUUAUUGAUGCCCUGGGCUCCCUUCACAUUGGCUCCUGCAGUGAUGUCAUUAUAAACCACGCAUCAAAGAUCAAGCUGCCAUGGAGCGAUGGAACAGACUCACAAAAGGCCUAUGAAAAGUUCCGAUACUCCCAAAGCAGUGUUGAAAAGCAUAUUCACGAUGAAGUCUUCUACUUCAAGAACAGGUUCAAAUGCAUGACCACUCAAUGAAGACAGUGCUCCUCGGGUGACUAUCUUCUUUUUUUUCACUGCCUGAACCACAUUUUCUAGUGAAAAACAGUAUUAAUAUGUAAAUAUGCACUGUUUACUCUGGUCAUCAUCUUGCCUCUUAAUUUGGCAUGAUGCCGACUAGGCCCACAUAGGAAGAACAGCCCUUGCCUUACUAAUAGUGCCACCUAGGGGUUGAUUUAUUUCAUGACUGUAUGUGGAACCUCCAGCAUCCACCACAAUCUCUGUGAUGCUAGUCCACUUCCCAACAAAUAUUCCAAAACAAUCAUUUACAUUUAUGUGUAUUACAAUAUUAGCGAAGGCAGCAUGGUGGUGAAUGUGUCUCACAAUAAAAAAAGAUCCUGGGUUCGA
Nerophis lumbriciformis (worm pipefish) is the source of this 2181-nucleotide messenger RNA. It is a transcript of the gene b4galnt1a, whose product is annotated as beta-1,4-N-acetyl-galactosaminyl transferase 1a. The record is from RefSeq and is a predicted model, not a curated record. Gene Ontology annotation, cellular component: Golgi membrane. Gene Ontology annotation, molecular function: acetylgalactosaminyltransferase activity. Gene Ontology annotation, biological process: ganglioside biosynthetic process. Lineage: Eukaryota; Metazoa; Chordata; Actinopteri; Syngnathiformes; Syngnathidae.